Toxotes jaculatrix (banded archerfish) is the source of this 2324-nucleotide messenger RNA. Its product is annotated as butyrophilin subfamily 1 member A1-like. The transcript is spliced from 6 exons. Bases 128 to 1666 code for a protein of 512 amino acids. The record is from RefSeq and is a predicted model, not a curated record. NCBI's taxonomy places the organism in Eukaryota, Metazoa, Chordata, Actinopteri, Toxotidae.
CGCGGUUCAGCUGAUAGUUUGUGAAUGAAGCCGCGUCGUCGCGUGAAGCUGCUGCUGCGACUCUCACGCGUUUUCUUCUUCUCUGUUUAACUUCAGUUUUUACAGCGGGGAAAGUUUUUCUGUGGGGAUGUUCCGUCACCUGCUCCUGCUCUCUGCUCUGCUGUCAUGUUGUCCAGGUGAAUCCUCAGCGCAGGGUCCACCAGAGACGGUGCAGGGUCCACCAGAGACGGUGCAGGGUCCACCAGAGAUGGUGCAGGGUCCACCAGAGACGGUGCAGGCCUUCGUGGGUGGAGACAUCAUCCUGCCCUGCACUUUCAACAUCACUGCCAGCGGUGACGUGCCCACGGUGGAGUGGUCGAAGGACGGCUUGGAGCCCAACGUCGUCUUCCUGUACCGCGAUGGCUGCGAGACUCAUGAGAUGAAGAAUCCGGCCUUUGAGCACAGGACGAGCUUCGUCAUGAAGAAUCUGAAAGACGGAGACAUCUCGUUAAGGAUCUCCAACGUGCAGCUGUCUGAUGCCGGGACGUACCAGUGCAUGAGGCUCCCGAAGGACGCCCCUCGAGACAAAACCACGGUGAAGCUUGUUGUGGUUGCAGUUUCGGAGCCCAAACUGUCAGUGGUUUCAGCUGAGGGUGGAGAAGUGACUCUGCAGUGUGAGGCAACCUGUUGGCUGCCAGAGCCGGAGAUCAGGUUUCAGGACGAUCAGGGAGAGCUCAUCCAGGCCGAGGACCCGAAAAGAGACGGAAAUACCAGUGCAUGUUUCACCGUGACACGAAGAGCGACUCUCCAACCUACGGCAACCAGCAGGGUCACCUGCACAGUUCAACAGCCGGGGUUCAACCAGUCCAGGGCCACAGAAAUCCUCAUAGCAGGGGGCUACACGUGGUCCACCAUUGUCAUCGCUGUGGUAGUGAGUCUUUUAACAGGACUGGCAUGUGGAGCAGUUGCCUGGUGGAAAUGUGGUAAACAUGCAGCAAAGAAAGAAAAGCUGCCGGUGAGCAGGCAGCAAUCAGAUCAAAGCACAGUCAGUGAUGCCUCAGAAAGAAAGAGUCUCCUGAAUCAGAGAGACACAGUGGACAACCUGGACAACGCAAACAAAGAGCAGCUGAUCAGAGAGUUGGAUGACCUCAGGUCAAAGCUUUGUGAGAAAGAUAAGAUCAUCCACAGGCUCCAGCAGCAGCCCAGCCCUCAGCUGAGUCCUGUUGUUUGUCAGCAGGACCAGCCAACACUUGUCCCCACACCCUCAAUGGAACCCUCUGAACUCUCUGGCAGCCGUGAGUCCAACGUCUUCACCAAUCACCACAGUUCAGCAUCAACAGGCUCAAGCAACAGGAACCCUCCUGAAUCUGCCCCCUUACCCCGGAGCAAGUGUCCGAAACCUCGUCUGCAAAGGCAAAACAGUAACCCAGCACCUGCCCGCUCCGUCCAAAGAAGUCAUCAUCACAACAGCAGCCCAGAUGUUUUUCCAGAGUGUUUUACUCCAGUCAGCACCUCGGAGAAAAAACGAGUCCAUAUUAGUCGUUCCAUGAGCGAGUCCUGUGCUCGGCCUGAUCCAAACCACGCCAAGCAUCAGCGCAGAUGUUCUUUAGGGUUUCAGCCAUCAGCCCUGACUAACAACCGCUACGAUGUGCUGGCAGAUUUGACAGAAGAGUCUGACCGGUGGUGAGGAGCACACACCAAGGUUCAGUUCCUGAAACUUGGGAGAAUAAAACCAAACGUGUGUUUGGUUCCGUGUGUGGCAGCGUUUUUAAAACCCUUUUUAUAGGUCUGGUUGUUGAUAAGUAAAUAAGCUCUCUCUGUCCUUCAUCCCUCCUUUUUUUAAGAAUAUCUCACGUAACCUACAGCUGGAGGCGGGUUUUGUUAUUGUUUUUGUUUUUGUUUACUCCCAGUGUUCAUGUGAUAAACACAUACGUGUGUUCAUUUAAACAAACAUGGGCUGAGAAGCCUCUUGGCACCGAGUGUCACCCGGUUUGUAGCGGUCACAGAUAACGUGGCUUCCAUCGAACAGCUUCAUGCAGAGCGUGUUCACGUGAAGCGUCUGCAGCACGAAGCGUCCGCUCUUCACUACUUUUUACUUAUUUCUAUUUAAACUAAUUAACUUUAACUUCAUCUUUAAAAGUUUUGCACAUAGUAAAGUUUUACAUUGGGAUUUGAUGUCUGGGGUUGUACAUAGUGGCUCCUUUAUUUAAAACACUUUUGUAUUUGUGAUAAAUUGUUAUUUUUACAUUUUGAUGAAAUGUUUAUAUAAAUUGUAAAUGGUCUUAUUUAUGUUUUUAAGCUGGGCUUUUUGUGGCCACAUCACUCUGAUACCAAAUAAAGCUCUU